AGUGUGAGAUCGUCGACCCAUUAUGGCAGCAUCCAUUGCAGCUAUCUGUUUGAAUUUUGAUAGGUUAGGUUAGGGUCAGAUUCAGAUUGGCUAAUGUUUACUGUGCACUGGUUAGUGCAACUGUCACAAGUAAAAACACCAUUUUAUUGUGUGAUUUUUACACACAAGUUUUCCUGUAAUUGAUUGACGUGUCAAAUAUUAGAAUUAUCAAGUUACUUCCUCUAUUAAAGAUUAUUUAAAACAUUGCUUAUUAGGCCUAUCUUAAUACAUCAUUACAAUUUGAUUCCGUUCUUGAAAAUGUCACACAAUGUUAAAGUCUGUGAUAUAGGAGAUGAUGUAAAAGAAGCAUUGAAAAAAUUUAGGUUUAGAAAGAGUGAAACCAACGCUGCUCUAAUAUUGAAAGUGGACAGGGAAAAACAACUUAUUCGUAUUGAGGAUCUAAUUGAGGAUGUAAGCCUCGAUGACCUGAGGGAGACGCACCUACCCAGCCACCAGCCUCGCUUCGUGGUCUACUGCUACCGCAUGGAGCAUGCGGAUGGCCGAGUCUCGUUCCCCAUGUGCUUUAUUUUCAUCACACCAAGAGAUAGUCAGAUGGCAUUGCAGAUGAUGUAUGCUGGCACCAAAUUAGCACUGCAGAAGGAGGCAGAUCUGACACGUGUCUAUGAAGUACGUGAACUCGAAGAAUUAACUGAAGAGUGGUUGCAGGAGAAACUGAGCAAAUAGAUGUCAUUUUCGCGAAUAGAAUUUGCUUCUAGCAUAAUAUGUGAGCAUCGCUUCUAGAUGAAUGAAAUGUAUGGAGUGUUCAACAUAUUGAUUAUGUAAAUUCCAAAGCUUAUAAUUCAUGCUUAAUAUUAUGGGACCAUUUCUAUUAGUACCGCAUUGGAAUCAUCUUCUUUGAAAUCUUGUCAUUCCACUAAAUUCAAGUCACAUUAUGGUACAAUUGAGUGCUAACUGCUAAUAUGUGAAUAAGAGUGAAUCUAUAUCAGUGCAUUUAUCAACUCAUGAUUUCUUCUCUUUUGUAUUUUAUGGACUAACACUUUUCAUAUAGUAUGUCUCAUUUAGAAAGGCAUUAUUUUUCAUGAAUCAGUGAGUAACUCGCUAAUACAAAAAAAUACAAGAAUCUAUCUUGAUAUUCCUACCAAUAACUGCAGGAUUUGUUUGAAUUAUCAGGUAUCUAUAGUACAAAAUAUUUUUCAAGUAUUUUAGACUGUGUUGCAAGCAGGUUUCCAUAAGAUAUUGUGAAGUGUUUCUAGUAUUGCUUUACAGUAUGAAUAUAUUGUUUUAUUAAAAUUGAAUGUAAAUUACUUUAGAAUAGAAUUUGGAUAACUUUGAAUAAUAAAUAUUCAAUGAGAAGAUUUCACGGAAUGAUCUUUCAUAAUUUCGAUAAUAAUAAGUUAUUUAUUUAUCAUAAGUAGUAAAAAUAUACUAUUAUUAUAGUGAUAUAGACCUAUUAAAAUGGUAUCAACUAAGUUAUGUGUUUAACUUAUGUGUUUAUCAUGGAUUGUAGUUAGAAGGAAAGUUUUUCUAAUAAUUGUAUUUUAUUGAGAAACUGAUAUUGAAAAAAGAAUUGUUAGUAUGGAACCUGAUUGGUAGGUAGGUAGGAAACUAAUUAUUAAUCCUGGCUGAGAAGGUUUUUCAUCUGUAGGUGGUCUAGACCUCUUCAUCUUUUGUCCGAAAUCAUUGAUACUUUGAUCAUUGAUAAAAAGAAACAUAAAUUGUUUGUGAUGUAUUAUGAAAAUUACAAGAAAUUAAUAUAUUCCACGUAUGUAUAUUGAAACAAAAGCUCUCUGUUGAACAAUAUAGCUUGGUAUGAUUCUACAUAAUUUAUUCGAUGUCACAGUAUUAUAGCAAUAGUGAAUCUUAUUUGUUUGAUAAAAUAAUCUCCAAAAUUACCAGUAGAUUUGUUACCUUUUAUAAAUAUGCCAAGUUCACUCAUGAGUUUUUGUAUUUUUAUAAUAUAUUAUACUUAAUAAAGCUUUUAUUGCAACGAUAUUGCUAUAAAUAUUAUAAUAGUCUAUUGAAUUUCCAUUUAUAAAUCCAUAUUAGCCUACAGAAUACUCAACUAAUUAUUAAAUACUUUGAAGAUAG
Molecule: messenger RNA, 2088 nt
Organism: Nilaparvata lugens (brown planthopper)
Lineage: Eukaryota; Metazoa; Arthropoda; Insecta; Hemiptera; Delphacidae
Gene: GMF
Product: glia maturation factor beta
Exons: 5
Coding region: 298-723 (141 amino acids)
Biological process (GO): actin filament debranching; negative regulation of Arp2/3 complex-mediated actin nucleation
Cellular component (GO): actin cortical patch
Molecular function (GO): actin binding; Arp2/3 complex binding
Source: RefSeq, a predicted model, not a curated record